Musca vetustissima is the source of this 2979-nucleotide messenger RNA. RefSeq names its product homeobox protein araucan. Gene Ontology annotation, molecular function: RNA polymerase II cis-regulatory region sequence-specific DNA binding; DNA-binding transcription factor activity, RNA polymerase II-specific. Gene Ontology annotation, cellular component: nucleus. The record is from RefSeq and is a predicted model, not a curated record. The coding region runs from base 1 to 2979 and encodes 992 amino acids. NCBI's taxonomy places the organism in Eukaryota, Metazoa, Arthropoda, Insecta, Diptera, Muscidae. Gene Ontology annotation, biological process: cell development; regulation of transcription by RNA polymerase II; neuron differentiation. The transcript has 8 exons.
AUGGCUGCUUAUACACAAUUUGGAUAUGGCGGUUAUCCGUCGGCAUCACAGUUACUCUCAGCCAGUGCCACACACUCACCACAAACUGGCGAUACGGCAAGCGGUCCUGCAGCCAUGACUAGUCCAAAUGCUCCAGCUCAGAGUCCAUCAGGCGAAUGUCGUACAAAUGUUUCAACAAAUGUACCCCAGUCGAAUAAUCCCAGCGGUGCCAGUGGUGCACCUGAGGUAUCAACUGGUGCUCUUAGUCCGGAUGGAUUGUCACAACAUUCGAAUAAUGUUAGCGGCACACAAAAUCCUGCAACAAAUACCAACAUGGAAAAUACCCCACAUGGUUCGAACAGUGCAGGAUCGGCUGGCGGUGGUUCCUGUUGUGAAAAUGGCCGACCAAUAAUGACUGAUCCCGUUUCCGGUCAGACAGUGUGCUCCUGUCAAUAUGAUUCGGCUCGUUUGGCUCUAUCAAGUUACUCAAGAUUGCCGGCGGCCAGUGUGGGUGUCUAUGGUACACCAUACCCAUCGACGGAGCAGAAUCCCUACCAAAGUAUUGGAGUUGAUAGUUCGGCCUUUUAUUCGCCUUUGAGCAAUCCUUAUGGUUUGAAGGACACAACAACGGGUACUGAUAUGUCAGCAUGGACAUCGGCUGGAUUGCAGUCAACUACCGGUUAUUAUUCAUACGAUCCAAUGUCUGCGUAUGGCUACGGAGCAUCCUACGAUUUGGCAGCUCGACGCAAAAAUGCCACCAGGGAAUCAACGGCCACUUUGAAAGCUUGGUUAAAUGAACACAAGAAAAAUCCCUAUCCGACAAAGGGAGAAAAAAUAAUGUUAGCCAUUAUUACGAAAAUGACAUUGACUCAGGUAUCCACCUGGUUUGCGAAUGCUCGAAGACGACUGAAAAAGGAAAACAAAAUGACAUGGGAACCCAAGAAUCGUACCGAUGACGAUGAUGAUGGCAUCAAUUCGGAUGACGAUAAAGAUGACAAAGAUGAUGAGCCGGCUAAAGGGCAAUCAAUGCACUCGGGAAAUUCUCAAAUGGGUCAAUUGGCUGGUAGAAAGGAUCUCGACAAACACGAUUCCACAGAUGAAGAUCAUCAAAUGAAAUCCCUCAAUCAUCCUGGCGAUUUGCGUAUGGGUUUAAAUUUCCCCGGUUCUGGUUAUCCUGGUUCCAGUCAUCCGCAUAGCUAUCAUCCCUAUCAUCAACAUCCGGCCUACUAUCAACACCAACAGUCAAUGUUCUCUUCCAGCUAUCCGCAUGCAAGCGGUGAGAGUUUGAUUGGCAAACAUGAUGUUAACGAUCCAAAAAACCCCAUGAGCCGGGACUGUGGCGUACCAAUUCCAGCCAGCAAGCCGAAAAUCUGGAGUUUAGCCGACACAGUCGCCAGCAAAACACCACCACUACACUCGGCAGCCUACAUGAGUCAUCUGCAACAGCAGCAGAGGCAAAAUCUGCAGCAGCAACAACAACAACAAAUGUCGCAGCAGCAGCAGUCGCAUCCUAUGCAGCAGUUGCAGCAAAUGAGCAGUUUAAUACCGGCAGUUUCACAAAGUACCAACAACAACAGCAGCAAUAUGAUGAGUGGAAACUACAGCAUAAAUCCCUAUACACGGGGGCCCUCUACAGCUUACGAGAAUUUUCUAGGGGCUAUGGCUACCAACAAUAUGCCUCCUUACAACAACAGCAGCAACAACAUCAGCAAUACAACCAACAAUCACAACAGCAGCAGCAGCCAAUCCAUUUCCAACAACAAUCACCACAGCAAUCCACAUCAGUCCAACUCUCAACAGCUUUCUCCCAACACCCCGCCUACUACAACGCAAGUCCCAAACGUUCAUCAUACCCAACAACAGCAGCAACAACAACGAACACCCUCCACGACUCACCAGCGGGGGAUGGGGUUUCCCGAAGCCCAACCAGAUACUCCACCCCAAACUCCACCGAAUAUGAAAAUACCGAACGUUCAGUUGGCCACGAAUCUCUUGCUUACCGCUACUCAAGCCCAUAUGACCGCUACCUGCCACAACAUCAGCAGUAACCACCAUCCUCAGGGUAAUACCUAUGGCAACGGUUCCAAUCGUUCCUAUGGCGACUAUUCACCAAGAGAUGAAAAUUCUGUUGGCAGUUCAUGCAGUUCCGGAUCGGCGUCCUCACAUGAUCCAGAACAAUUAGUAUACAAAUCGAUAUUUAAAAGUCAACGUCGCAAGAUGGAUAGAAAGGCAAUAAUUGGAUAUCUUGUUGGAUAUGACGGCGAUGAGAGAUAUCGUGUCUACAUCAAAGAGCGAAAUGCCGUAGAAAUAUCCAGAGAUGUGAUAUUUUCAGAAAAAAUUAAAGGUUAUUCGGAAGCUGUUGAAAGUACAGAGAGAAAUUAUUGGAUUCAAGCCAUGAAAUUAGAGAUGAGUUCAUUAAUGGAAAACAAUACCUGGGUACUCUCGAAUCUUCCCAAAGGAGCGAAGGCACUCCCGUCAAAAUGGGUUUAUCGAAUCAAAACAAGACCAGAUGGCAGUAUUGAGAAGUACAAGGCAAGAUUGGUUAUAAAAGGAUUUAAGCAAAAAGAAGGAGUAGACUACGAUCAAACAUUCAGUCCAGUAGCAAGGAUGUCUAGUAUACGAUCAGUCUUAAGUAUUGCUGCAACUGAAGGAUUACAUUUGUCACAAUUCGAUGUAGCUACAGCAUUUCUCUAUGGUGAACUGAACGAGACAGUUUACAUGGAACAACCAGAUGGUUUUAAUGAUGUGAUAAAAAUUGACAAUACGGCUGCAAUACGUCUGGCAAAGAAUCCAGAAUUUCAUAAGCGUACAAAACACAUUGACCUGAAACAUUUCUUCAUACGUGAAAAGGUUACGGAAGGUUUAAUAUCAACAUUGCAAGUUUCUUCUGAGAAUCAACUAGCUGAUCUAAUGACCAAACCCCUACCAAAGCCACGUUUACAAUCCCUAUUUAAUUUGAAUAUCAGUUCUUACCAACAGCAAACCAGACCAAUGGGUUAA